AUGUCAGGCAAACCCCCCCGUCGGCCUCGCGUGGCCUGGGUGGACAGCUGGGCCACCCCCAUUGACGAGUCCUCCUACAUCACGCCCGAGGAUGAGGAGGAGGAAGAGGUGGCGGUGCCGCGCGGCCCCUUCGACGACCUGGAGGUGUACGUGCUGGAGGAGGAGGCCGUGCACACCAUCGACGAGUUUGUCAAGACCUGGAUGGAGAUCCCGCAGGGCGAGGAGCAGAAGAUGAAGUUCCUGGAGAGCAUCUGCAGCGUCUGCACCACCGCCCGCGAGUCGGGGCUGUCCGGCGGCUUCGCCGACUUCUGCAACCGCUGCAACUUGUGCAGACAUCUGCAGCGGCUGAUAGAGAAGGAGCCCCUGGACCAGCUGGAGACGGCAGUGCGGGAGCAGGCCAUGCUGGCUGUUGCUGCCCUCAGCUCGCUGCAGGUGAUCUCUGAGGACAGCAUGCAGCGGCUGCUCACCGCCUGCUUCAGGAGCGUCUUCAUGCUGCCCCCCAAGGAGAAGCUCAGCGCGCGCAACUUCGUCAUGCCCUUCGGCAGGUACCUGCUGGAGCAGCAGCGCACGGACCUGAUGCUGACCUGCCUGGAGGUGGUGUCACAUGAGGUGCCUGAGGAGGACGAGCAGUGGGUCUCCUUCUUGCUGAACGCGGCGCGGGAGGACCCCAUCAGCUGGUUUGCGUCGGUCCCGCACUUCGUCAUCUUCUUCCGCAAGAAGCUGGUGGAGGAGCUGACGCCCGCCGUGCGCCAGAAGCUGCUGGAGGUGCUGGUCCUCAUGACACGGUGCUAUCCCCACUCCGUCACCAUGUCCAUACUCUUCAUCUGCCCCUCAAGACUGAGGUACCGGCCCCCCAGCCUCCCGAAAACCCCACAGGGCCCCCGACACCCCGCAGGGCCCCUCAACAGCCCCUGUCUGUGCCCGCAGAUCCUCAAUGGAGAUGUGGGAGGAGAUUUUCAGCACGCCCGGCAUGCCGAAGAAGCUCCUGAACGAGAUUUGCAUGCUGCUGCGCGACAAUACCAUACGUGCGCACUUUGGGAUGACCGAGGACUACGAAAUCCUCCAGCUCGGCCUCAUGCAGACCCUGAGCCCCGAGGACCCCAUCCCCGCCGUGCUACAGGACGUGGAGUGCCUGAAGAGAUGCAUCAGGAACACCAACUUCCACCUGCUCUGGAUCGCACUCAAAGGGCUGGCGGCGAUGCUGGAGAGGCCCAAGAUGGGGCUAACGGGGAUUAUCCUGCUGCCCGACGUCCUGAAAACCCUGCGGUUCGGCAACCCCCACAUCACGGCGGCGGCGCUGGCGGUGUGCUGCAGGGUCCUGCGCGCCCUGAUGAAGAAGUCGGCCAGCAUCACUUCCCUGCGGCUGGUCGAUCUGCUCACGCCUUACUUGGACAACGAGGCCGACAUGGUGCGGGAGAAUGCCAUGAAGCUCUUCAGCGCGUGCAUGGAGCGCGUGCUGUGGAAGCACCGCAGAAAGAUGUGGAAGAAAGUGCACAACGUCCUGCUGACCCUCUACCUCCGCAUGAGCGAGGAGAACCCGAGCGUGGCCAAGGGCUCGCGGCAGAACAUCACCGGGACCAGAGUGAAGAGAAAGUGUACGAAAUAAUUGCAAUCCUGGAGCCCAUGGUGAACGACGUGGAGCCCUCGGUGCGUGAAGAGACCGCCCGCACCAUCCGGACUGUGAGGCAGCAUCUCCACUGGCUGCAACGCCCGCGGGAUCCGUGGUACAUGCUGGCGGUGCACUGCUGCUUGCCUCGAAGAUUGUGGCAGGCGCCGAAGCAGAAGCCAGAGCCAGAGCCCGAGCCCCAGAAGAAUCCGGAAGAAACUUCAGAAUCUGAAGACUCCUCCCUGGAUUCAUCUCCGUGCCAGAGCACGGACAGCUAG
Messenger RNA from Anas platyrhynchos (mallard), 1884 nucleotides. Lineage: Eukaryota; Metazoa; Chordata; Aves; Anseriformes; Anatidae. The record is from RefSeq and is a predicted model, not a curated record.